AUUUGUAGAAAAUAGUAAAGCACAUUGCGUCGCAAAAUUUAGCCUGUAUAUAAAAAUUUUUGCUCAAACUGAUUUCUAAUGAUUUCUUGUUUGAAGAAUGACGGGAAGAAAUAGCUUUAGAUUUCAAUCUGAUUGGCUACAUAAAACCGAAUUUAAAGGCUGGCUGGUAAGGAUAAAAGAUGGUGAAAAUGACGCAGCAUUUUGUAAGCUGUGUAACAAAAGAUUAAUGUGCCAUAAGCCAGUUUUAUCAAGGCAUUUAAACACAAAUUUUCACAAAGCUGCUGCUGCCGCCAUUAAAUCAACUCCAAAUAUUACCAUUGCUUUAAAUAGCUCAAAUUCAAACAAAGAAGCCGUUAAAAGAGCAGAAUUAAAAAUAGUUGGCUUAUUAGCCACAAACAAUUUGGCAUUUAGGUUGGUAGAUGACCUUGUUCCAAUACUAAAAUCAUCUUUUCAAGACUCCGAUAUAUUAAAACAAGUUAGCCUCCAUAGAACAAAAGCAACGGCCUUAAUGAAAAAUGUUUUAGGCCCGGAUUUUUCUCAAGAGCUGUAUACGAAAUUAAAAAAUACAGUUUUUUCAAUUAUAAUAGAUGAAACAACUGAUAUAAGCACAACAAAACAAAUUGCCUUUACUGUAAUUUUUUAUAAUGAUGAUACAUCCAGUAUUCAAUAUUCCUUUUUUGAUUUUAAGGAAUGUGAAUCCUCCACCGCAAAAGAUAUUUUUAAUCUUCUAAAGAGUACAAUAACUGAAAAAGGUAUUCCAUUUCAAAAUUUAGUAGGAUUUGCUUCCGAUACACCCAAUGUUAUGUUUGGUCAGUACAAUUCUGUGGCCAAAUUUUUAAAAAAUGAGAAGCCGGAUAUAGCAGUAAUAAAAUGCUCUUGCCAUUUAAUCCACUUAGUAGCUUCGAAGGCCUGCCUAAAACUACCAACAUAUUUGGAAGAUUUGCUGCGCAACUUGGGUUCAUAUUUUAAUAGAAGUUAUAUUCGGCAAAAAAAACUAGAAGAGUUUCAAGAGUACUUCCAAACUGGAGUACAUAAAAUAUUAUCACCAGCAAUUACCAGGUGGCUUUCAAUACAUUGUUGUGUUAAACGAGUUUUGGAACAGUUUGAGCCUUUAAGAAGUUUCUUAAGACUCGAAGUUUUUGAAGAUCCAUCAAAAGUAACCGAAACUAUGCUUCAUUCAUUAGACGACCCAAAAACUAAAAUUUAUUUUGAAUUUUUGUCAUAUGCUUUAGGUAUUUUAGUUUCAUUUAAUGUCCUUUUUCAAUCAGAAAAACCAAUUUUAUACAAAAUGAAGAACGAAGUUAUAAAUAUAUUGCAAACAUAUUAUUCAAAUUAUAUAAAGAUGGACGUUUUGAAGUCAAAAUGUAUAUGGCAAAUCAAUGAAUCAGAUGAAAACCUAUUUUCAAGUUUAAAUGAUAUUUAUAUUGGAGUUGCUGCAUAUGAAUCAUUAUCUCAAAUUUCUACUACAGAAAAAACAAUAAUUCUUCAAAAUUGUAGGGAGUUUUACAUAGAGGCAAUUCAUCAAAUAAAGUCAAGAUUUGACUUUAGUGAUCCAAUUUACUCUAUUGUAGAUAUUGUAAAUCCCAAAAAUGCUCAAAAUUUUGAACCAAAAUCGCUAACCCUAUUUACAAAAAGAUUUCCGUUAUUCGAUAUAGAUUUGCAACAACUCGACAAUGAGUGGCGACAGAAUGCUCUAUUAGACAUCGUCAAAUUUGAACUUAAUGGAAGUUUAGAACCAGAAGCGUACUGGCUUAAAGUUUUUAAAUUAAAAAAUUCCUUGGGAGAUAGUUUGUUUCCGAAUUUACAAAAAGUCAUUAAUUUUAUUUUAAUUUUACCAUUCUCAAAUGCUUCUGCCGAAAGGAUAUUCAGUAAUUUAAAAAAUUGCAAAACAGAUUUGAGAAAUAAGAUGUCUUCUGAAACUUUAGCAUCAAUUUUUUUUACAAAUGAAGGAAUUCGGAGAAAUGGUAAUGAAAACUAUGAACCUAGUCAGGAAAUGUGCAAAAAAAAAUGGAAAUUUUGAUCUCAAAUUUAUAGUUUAAAUUACAUGAAUUUAUGUUUACUAUUUUUAUUUAUUUGUUUUUGUUUAUAAAUAUGA
Calliphora vicina (urban bluebottle blowfly) is the source of this 2095-nucleotide messenger RNA. RefSeq lists its product as uncharacterized. The coding region runs from base 98 to 2020 and encodes 640 amino acids. The transcript has 2 exons. NCBI's taxonomy places the organism in Eukaryota, Metazoa, Arthropoda, Insecta, Diptera, Calliphoridae. The record is from RefSeq and is a predicted model, not a curated record. Gene Ontology annotation, molecular function: protein dimerization activity.